Chiloscyllium plagiosum (whitespotted bambooshark) is the source of this 3127-nucleotide messenger RNA. The record is from RefSeq and is a predicted model, not a curated record. NCBI's taxonomy places the organism in Eukaryota, Metazoa, Chordata, Chondrichthyes, Orectolobiformes, Hemiscylliidae.
UCUCUGGGACGCUAAUUGGGGAAGGGCAGCAUUGCUAACUGUAUUGCUGCUUUCACAGAUGACCGUCCCCUCUACACCCUUCUUCCAUCCCGCAAGCAAAUAUUACAAUUUUUGUGCAAAACAAUGAAGACUCCACUUUUUAAAAAAAAUAUUCGUUCACAGGUUCCACUUAGAAAAUACUUUGCUGUCCUCUCACCCUGUGCAAGAUCCCCGCUCUGAGCCGGGUCGUCCCCACUCCCAGGAGCAUGGAGGGUAACUUUAACAUCCCUGUGCAGGGCAGCCUUGGCUAUGAGCAGGACUUCCUAAAGAUCAUCACAUCAUCCAAAGAGACUGCACAGUUUGUUAACCCAGCCACAACUCUGUUCGUGAGUCUUUGCAAUGUGACAGAUUUUCCACACAUGAAUUGGUCUGGUUAGCUACACUGUUUCAAUGAGACAUAAUUCGAAUUCCAUCCACACUCAAUGGACUGACAUGAAGGAUGACAGGAACAGUGCAGACCAAAACCCACGGUCCAAAUAUGAGCUCCUCGUGCAAGCUAAGCUUCUCCUAACUAACAAUUCAAGAAAAUUUGUGCUGAAAAGACUCUACUUAAAGCAAGGCAGGACUGUGGGGAGCAUUAAGGAGGACCUCGGGCAGCCAAGAUGUGGUGGAAGAUGUUCUCAGCUUGUCGUGUGCGCUUGACAUCACGUUUCAGAAUAAAACCACAUUGUUAUUGUCAAAGUGAAGACACAAUAUUUUGUGGGGCUGUCUCUUUUCUAAAUGCUGUUCCCAGAAAUCCUUGUCGAUUUAUACAUGACAAAAUUACGGGAUUUAACUGCGUGACCCAUUGGCAAAAGGUAUUUGAACAGAAUGGAAUAUCAGAGCCACAGCAAUCAAGUGAACAUAUAAUAUCUCACGUGCUUGGAGGAAAAACAAUUCACAACCUUACAGAAGAGGUCCUGUCACAUCCACUCACUGCAGAGCAGAAGCAGAUAAUCUGGAAUUUGUGUACAAAGCGCUUACACCACAUGCCUGUGCAGUAUGUAAUCGAGGAGUGGGACUUCUGUGAUCUGACCCUGAAAAUAAAGCCACCAGUUUUUAUUCCCAGACCAGAAACCGAGGAGUUAGUUAGUCUGGUGGUGUCAGAACUUGCUGAAGAAGAGGAUGUUUUAUUUUCUGCGGAAGAUGCUCAUUGGCAGAACUCCCAUCGGGCUGCUCGCCCUGUGUUCCUGGAAAUUGGAUGUGGAUCUGGUGCCAUUGUUCUGAGCUUGCUGCAUUUCUUCAAACAAAGUUAUGCUGUGGCAGUCGAUAAGAGUGCAGAAGCUGUGAACCUCACGAGACAAAAUGCUGAGAGGUUAUGUGUUCAGCACAGACUUCAAGCAUUGCAGCUCAAUGUUAUAUUAGAUUCCCAGAAGCUGGCACGGAUCUGUGGAUCAGUGGAUGUUAUUGUCAGUAACCCUCCAUACGUGUUUCAUGAAGAUAUGUCUGGGCUAAUCCCUGACAUUCUCAGGUAUGAAGACUAUGAUGCCUUAGAUGGUGGUGCAGAUGGAUUGAAAGUCAUCAGGGCUAUACUGCAGCUUGCGCCUACUGUUCUUAAGGAUCAUGGCAAGGUUUUCCUCGAGGUGGAUCCCAGACAUCCAGAAAUGAUACAAAAUUGGCUUCAGGAAUGUGCUGACUUGCAGCUCACCUACAGGGCUACCCACCGUGACUUCUGUGGAAAGCUGCGUUUCUGUGAACUGCAGAGAAGUUGAACAAUUGAAGGACCAAGCUCUUACUCCAUCUUAGAGAUACUUAAUAGGAACUGUCAAAAUAUGCUGCACUACUCUAGAACUUGUUUAUGGAUCCAAAAUUUCUAUUUGGAAGGAAAGGCAAUGUUUUGCAUUGCAUCUGUUACGACGAGCAACUUCUAACUGAGAUCUCUGAUGUAUAAUGCUACAAAUGGCACUAGUUCUUCAGGAAGUGGAUUCUAAUCAAUCACUAACUCUGGGAGAAGAUUGGCUGGAAGCCUUUUUAGACAUGCCCAGGAUUCAAAUCAAAGUGGAAGAAGUCAGUGGAGCGUCCCCAUGGAAGUUCCCAUGACAAUCAACUUUACUUUCUAUUCACAGAAUCAAAAAUUUUAAAGAGAGUAGCUAAACAGCUGGACUAACGAAAAGAGUACUGAUUAGCAGGUAGGCCUUGUGUGAUCAAGGUGUUGUGGUAGAAAAUGCACCAGGGAAAGUUUGUUUAAUUUGAAAACACACAAUACAUAUUGCUUUUUUCCUGUAAAGGACAGGUCCCAGGUUAUGAAUAUGUGUAACUUCUAGCAAGUAUCAAUGAGCCACACGUUAACCCUGCCUGGUAAUCUUUAAUUGAUUGUUAGUUAAAUUCUUAGCUCACUUUGAAUUGCUUAGCAAUUGCUGUUCAAUCACAGACUUACAUCUAACAUUAUGUUUUGAGUUUUGUAAGUGCGGCCUAGCUGAGUAUUGUCAAUAUUAUGCCAAUUGUAAACAUCCAAAGGGUUGUGCUGUUUAAUCCACCAGUCAUGGAGAUGUACAGCCUAUGUUCCUGGUGAUGUAAAAGCCUGGGGCAAUGGCUCUCUAAUACAUUCACUGUGGUAAUUUCUCGACCACUGUGGUAAUUUCCAACCAGUCUACAGCCUUUCCUCAUCCAGUGCAAAUUGUCGUUUCUUUUGAUGCUUGGUAUUCUUGAGGCUGUCCUGAUAAAUUCAAGACAAAAAGCUUCAGUCAUGUGUCUACUUUUUGCAGCAAUAAUCCAGUUCUGUGCUACCAAGCCAUAGAGUUAUACAGCAACAGAAGAGAGUCAUUUGCAAUUGUAUUGUCUCUUAGAAGAUCUAUCCAAAUUUGUACUACUCUCAACUUUGUCCCAUUAUCGUGUAAGUUUAUUCUGAUCAGCUAGUUGUUCAGGUUCCUAUGAAAUCUGAUUCCACCACCUUCUCAGAAAGCCAACUCCAGAUAUAACAGCCCUCUGAAAUUAUUUCUCCUCAUUUUCUUUCUAGUUCUUUGGUCAAUAUUUUAAAAUCUAUAUCCUAUGGUUUUCUACUCACUUGUCAAAGAAUGUUGGAACCCUUCAGAAUUUUGAAAUCAAUUCAGUAGGACUCCUUCUCUGCUAUAAGUGGAACUAUUCCUGAAAAUCCUCUCCACAUAACUGA